AUGGCGACUGGACGCGGGUUUCGUCGCCUGCUUAUUUUAUGGGGUUCUGUCGAUCCCGCCUCAGUGGAUGAGCGCGCCCUCGACGACUGGUGGACGAACGAGCAUCUUCUCGAGCGUCUUCGCCUACCAGGAUUUCAGCGGGCGCGUCGGUACCGCGCGCUCAACCGUAAGCACGGACAAAACGAGUAUCUUGCCCUUUACGAAGCAUCCAAUGUGUGGGACCUCGCCUCGGACGAGUAUCUGUACGCACUCAACCAUCCAACAAAAAGGACAGUGCAGUUUAUGCCAUGCCUCGCAAAGAUGAGCCGGUUUGCCUGUAGAAGUGUCCUGUCCAAGGGCUCACCGGUUUCAAUAUCAGUCGAGCCGGCCAACACGCAGGGCUUGCUAUUUAUGGUUGUAUACCAGGUCGAUAACGGAGGGCUGGAUCGCGACCCGUUGCGGGUGAUCGGUGAACACCUUGGCUGCGGACAGAGCGGCGCAUGGGCAGAGAUAACUUAUGCUCAACUGGCCAAAGUCGACGAAGAAAUCACCAAGAUCGGAAGUGCGAGCAAGUCUUACAAUCAUGUUCAGUUUAGGUCUCCGCAAGACGGCAAGCACACAGACGCAAAGAAGGCGGACACGUUCAUCGCGCUUUUCGAGCUCCGUCCCAAUAACACCGACAGACUGAUAACCGAAACCAGCACCAUGAGCGAACGGCUCAGCCACAACAGAGACAUAACGGGGCUUCACAUAAAUCAUAUCAAUGCCUAUGAGCUCAUCGCAUCCCUCAGUGGGCCUCUCAGUGAGUGCUGA
This is a messenger RNA of Exserohilum turcica Et28A, 792 nucleotides long. RefSeq lists its product as uncharacterized. Lineage: Eukaryota; Fungi; Ascomycota; Dothideomycetes; Pleosporales; Pleosporaceae. Bases 1 to 792 code for a protein of 263 amino acids. The transcript is spliced from 2 exons. The record is from RefSeq and is a predicted model, not a curated record.